AUGAUGUCGCGACGCUGCCGCAUACAGGCACGUCCAAAUGUUGUCAAUGGAACGAAGAAAAGUAUGCCAUCAAAACCGAGACCUGCUUCUCCAAUUAAAGCGCAAUCAGAUGGUGUGUCACCCUUAUCCACCACAGUUGUGAUACCGGAGGAAAAAAGUAUGUUGGAAACAGAGACUUCAGGGAGAGUUGUUGCUGAGAUCAAAGAACUGCGGAUCAAUGAACCAGCUAAUUCCGAUUCAAUUUUAAACGACUUAAAUAAAGAUGGAACAAACACACGAGCAGGUAAGCCUUCAUUCGUCAGUGACUACACAACCGAAUCACUGACAUUUUUAAAAACACCUCAACUUUUUCAUAAAUCUCUUGGCAUUUCUUCAUCUAAAUCACCAAGACCACAUUCGCCACUUAAAUCACUGGUCAGUGUUACAGACUCCGUCGCUUUAUCUGGUAUUGAUCAACCGUUUUCACAACGAUCGAGAACUGUAUCAUCCAUUUCUCCUACCAAGAAUGAGUGCCCACCAAAAGUGAGGAAAAAAUUUACUGGCAGUGAGCCCCUAGAUCCAAAAACAAUGACUAUGCAAGAUUUAAUUUUCUGGAAUCCGAAGAAUGAAAAAAGGUUGCAUGAAGAUUUUCGCAGAAAAAGGAAAGAUGGUGUAACAGAUCUAGAAAUUGUAGGAAAAAAUGAUAUUGAAAGUAAACAGAAAGAAAUCCACAGGCCUGCUUUUGCUGCUCCGCAGGUCAAAAUAGCAGUUGAUGGUUCUUUGGUUAUUGAUGAAUCGAGUUUAACAAUUACAAACGAAAAUGAUUCGAAUGUGUGGGAAACUGUAGAAGAAGAUCGCUCAAACAAGAAGCUUAAUUCAAUGAGCUUUCGUAAGAGACCAUUCUGCAGAGGCAAUCCAUGGAGUGAAUUAGAAACUGAUCUUUUUUAUGAUAUUUUAAGAGCCACAGGCCCAGAUUUUGGAUUGAUGCAUGAGUUCUUUCCGUCCCGAACACGACUCGAAUUGAAAGCCAAGUAUAAUCGAGAAGAAAGGUUCAAUUGGACUCGAUUAAGUCAGGCUCUGGCUGUGCCAACAUUGUUGUCUGAUGCCUUAUAUUCGCAUGCAAAUGAAAUCAUCGAUAGGAUUAAGGAAAAAGAAAUCAAGAAAAAAGCAUUAAAAAAGAACAGCACCAGUAGUGAUGCCAUGAGCGAAGUAGCCGCUGUUGAUUGGAAUGAAGAAGAAGCGAAUUUGGAGGCAGAAGCUGAGAAGGCUAUUUUGAGGCUGUUAGAAGAUGACGAACAACUCGAUAGCUCAUCUGAGAAAAAGCCGCGCAAGCAGAAGAUAGUUGCUCAAAAGAAAAUGAAAGAUGCUCUGUUAAGUGAAGUCGCGGAAGAGGCUGUCAUGGUGCUGAGGGGAAAGAAAUGUGAAAGGAGAAAAAAUGAGUUAAAGAAAAUAUGUGAAACAGCAUUAAAUAAACUUGGCGAGGAUUUCCCGAAAUUUGAAAUUUUAAUUGACGAAAAUGUCGAUGGUGUAACGGUAGAAACAAGCUCAAGCUCAGAAGGUGUACCAGUUGUGAGAAUACCGUUGGGAACUGUUCCUAAAGUGUUACCUGUUGAUGAGAAGCAUCCUCAACGAGUAUUUUUUGAUUGUUCUGCUAAACAAAAUGCUACAUCACGACACUAUAUUAUACAACAUCAAAUGGGUCCUGGAGAACCAACCACUGGUUAUCUUCAUUUGUUUGGAAGUGCGCUGUAA
Molecule: messenger RNA, 1731 nt
Organism: Cercopithifilaria johnstoni
Lineage: Eukaryota; Metazoa; Nematoda; Chromadorea; Rhabditida; Onchocercidae
Source: the annotation of a GenBank genome assembly